This is a messenger RNA of Pipistrellus nathusii (Nathusius's pipistrelle), 690 nucleotides long. The record is from the annotation of a GenBank genome assembly. NCBI's taxonomy places the organism in Eukaryota, Metazoa, Chordata, Mammalia, Chiroptera, Vespertilionidae.
AUGUUCAGGGCACAGAUCUCGGCUCUGGUGUUUGGUGUUGGAGGGUUUGGAGCUCUCGUUGCUGCCACCGCGUCCAAUGAGUGGAGAGUAACCACCCGAGCAUCAUCGGUGAUAACUGCCACUUGGGUUUACCAGGGUCUGUGGAUGAACUGCGCAGGUAACGCGAUGGGUUCAUUCCAUUGCCGGCCGCACUUUACUAUCUUCCAAGUUCAAGGUUACAUCCAGGCAUGUAGAGGACUUAUGAUUGCCGCUGUCAGCCUCGGGUUUUUUGGUUCCAUAAUUGCCCUGUUUGGAAUGAAGUGUACCAAAGUCGGAGGCUCGGAGAAAGCCAAAGCUAAAACUGCUUGUUUGGCUGGGGUUGUAUUCAUACUGUCAGGGUUAUGCUCAAUGACCGGUUGUUCCCUGUAUGCAAACAAAAUCACAACGGAGUUCUUUGAUCCUCUUUUUAUUGAUCAAAAGUAUGAAUUAGGAGCCGCUCUGUUUAUUGGAUGGUCAGGAGCCACGCUCUGCAUAAUUGGUGGCGUCAUAUUUUGCUUUUCAAUAUCUGACAACAACAAAAAACCCAGGAUGGGAUACGCCUACAAUGGGGCUACGUCUGUCAUGUCUUCUCGGGCAAAGUACCAUGGUGGAGAAGGAGAUAUCAAAACCACAACCCCCUCCAAACAGUUCGAUAAAAAUGCUUAUGUCUAA